CCACCACCCACCCAGUACACUGGGCGAAGGGUUUAUCCACCAUCACAAAUAAAGUUGCUGUCGCUUCUACGCGAACGAAGAUAGUUGGGCAUAGCACACCCUUUCUAUUGUUGCAUAUUUUAAUAGGGAAUUACACAUUUGGACAAACUACCCGGAAACAUUUAAUGCGACACUGGGGAUUAAUGGCUGCAGUCAAUGCACGGAUCCCUUCUCAUUGUUUACAUUUCGAAACGGUAUGUUCCCUGUGUUUUUGAAGCUGUCAUUGAAAACAUCCCAGACACAAGUCUGUAAUGAUCACAAAUUGCGCUUACUUAACGUGAAAAGCAUCUCCUUGAGACAGUUUAACACCGAUUGUCGAAGGACCAGGACUAGCCCUGUGUGCUAACUAUACCAGCUCCAUCUUCACUGCCCGCUGCCCCAGACAUGGCAAGUUAGUCCUUUUCCUACGUUUGACUUUCCUCCUGCUUGGACCUGAAGGACAGCCAAAUGACUUGGGAGGUAUAGCGCUAGGUGAGCCUACAGGCCAGAGAGAAGCUGUAUUUGAGUGAUAUCGCAGGGUGCAUCAUGUUCAGUGUAACCCAAAGCUCCAAGUCCGAGUUCCUGGACAAAGCCAGGCAGGCCAGGGAGGAAAGGAAAGGACAAAAAGAUAAGGAGAGAGCAGCAAUCAACAUCCAAGCCCUGGUCAGAAGAUUUCUCUGUCGCUGCAGACUACAGAAGCAAUUAAGGAAUGAUGUUGAUGAAUUUUUUCAAGCGUCUGAAGCUGGGACAACUAAAAGAAAUGCACUCUCAAUAUUCAAAAUAGCUCGGAAAUUACUAUUCAUAUAUCGUCCAGAAGAUAAGAUGAGGUUUGAAAAGCUCUGCCGUGCAAUCCUUGCCAGCAUGGAGGCUGAAAAUGAACCUAAAGUCUGGUAUGUUUCCUUGGCUCUCUCCAAAGACCUCACCAUUCCCUGGCUCAAACAGAUUAAAGAUGUGCUUUGGACUUGCUGUCAAAGAAUUAAAAGUCUGAAGCCUGACAUACUUCAGGACAAUAAACUGGUAACGCUGUACCUCACCAUGCUGGUGACCUUCACUGACACCUCAACCUGGCGGAUAGUCAGAGGAAAGGGAGAAGCUCUUAGACCUGCUUUGACCAGGAUUUGUGAAAAUAUUAUGGGUCAUCUCAAUCAAAAGGGAUUCUAUUCAGCACUGCAGAUUUUGCUGACCAAUGGAUUGGCUCGUUCUAAACCGUCGCUCUCCAAAGGAACUCUUACAGCUAUAUUUACCUUGUCAUUAAGGCCGGUCCUUGCUGCUCACUUUUCCGAUAACCUGCUAAGAUCAUUCCUCAUUCACAUCAUGUCAGUUCCAGCUGUCAUAACCCACCUCAACAUGCUCACACCAGAGUGUAUGGCGUCCAUUCAGACACAUGACCUGCUGCGGAAGUUCAUUCUGUUUCUCAGCCGGGAAGAACAGUGUUUGGACAUCUGUGUGUGUCUCGAGGGGAGUCACACACUUUGCCUGCUUGGCAACUUAAUUCACCUGGGCUUCCUUAAUGAGAAAGUUCUGGAAGAGGAGGCCAACUAUUUUGUGAAGGACCUGACUGACAUGUUGUCUUACUGCCAGAGAUAUGUGUCCCAGAAGAAGUCAAACCUCACCCACUGGCACCCUGUCCUGGGCUGGUUCUCCCAAACUGUAGACUACGGUCUGAAUGAAUCAAUGCCGCUGGUCACCAAACAGCUUCAGUACCUGUGGGGCGUUUCUGUCAUUCGGACACUUUUCAGUGACGUCCUCUCAAAAAAGCUGGAGAGUCAGGAGCCCACUCCCCCGCCCCCGCAACCUAGCACAUCACAAAACAAUCUACCAGUCAAAAACCUCUUUAAGCGAGCAUUUCAGAAGUCGGCUUCUGUACGGAACAUUCUGAAACCAGUCGGAGGGAAGCGAGUCGACUCUGCUGAAGUUCAGAAGGUUUGCAGCAUCUGUGUGCUCUAUCAGACGGCUCUAUCCACACUCACGCAAAUACGACUCCAGAUUCUCACAGGUCUGACUCACCUUGAUGAACUUCUACCCAAACUUUGGGCCUUCAUCUGUGAGCUGGGUCCUCAGGGGGGGCUCAAACUCUUCAUGGAGUGUCUAAACAACGACACUGAAGAGUCCAAACAGCUCCUGGCCAUGCUCAUGCUUUUCUGUGACUGCUCACGGCACCUCAUCACGAUUCUGGAUGACAUUGAAGUCUACGAGGAACAGACAUCUUUCAAGAUAGAAGAACUCCACACCAUCUCCUCAUUUCUGAACACAUUUGUCUACAAGAUGGUCUGGGAUGGCAUCUUAGAAAAUGCAAAGGGAGAGAAGCUGGAGUUGUUCCACAGUGUUCAUGGCUGGUUGAUGGUGCUUUAUGAGCGGGACUGCAGGCGACGAUUCACCCCUGAUGAGCACUGGCUGCGAAAGGACCUAAAGCCCAGCCUGUUGUUCCAAGAGCUGGAGAAAGGCAAGAGGAGAGCCCAGCUGUUACUGCAGUACAUCCCCCAUGUUAUUCCACACAAAAAUAGGGUGCUGCUGUUUCGGAACAUUGUCACAAAGGAAAAAGAAAGUUUAGGAUUGGUCGAAACGAGCUCUGCUUCACCACAUGUCACACAUAUUACCAUUAGACGCUCCCGGAUGUUAGAGGAUGGAUAUGACCAGCUCCGUCGAUUACCAGCCAACUCUAUAAAAGGUGUGAUUCGGGUGAAGUUUGUCAAUGAUCUUGGAGUAGACGAGGCCGGUAUCGAUCAGGAUGGCGUGUUCAAAGAGUUUUUGGAGGAAAUCAUUAAAAAAGUGUUCAAUCCUGCUCUCAACCUGUUCAAGACGACAAGUGGAAAUGAGAGGCUGUAUCCUUCACCUACAUCAUAUAUCCAUGAGAACCAUUUGCAGCUGUUUGAGUUUGUGGGGAAGAUGCUCGGGAAAGCUGUAUACGAGGGCAUUGUGGUCGACGUCCCUUUCGCCUCCUUCUUUCUCAGUCAAGUCUUGGGUCACCAUCACAGCACUUUCUACAGCUCCAUCGACGAGCUGCCCUCACUGGACUCUGAGUUUUAUAAGAACCUCACUUCCAUCAAGCGCUAUGACGGAGAUGUAGGGGAUCUGGGACUGUCGUUAUCCUAUGAUGAGGACGUUAUGGGGCAGCUUGUCUGUCACGAGUUGAUACCUGGAGGGAAAACUAUGCCAGUCACCAACGAAAACAAGAUCAGUUACAUCCACCUCAUGGCUCACUUCCGGAUGCACACGCAGAUUAAGGAGCAAACGGCGGCUUUCAUUCGGGGCUUCCGCAGCAUCAUAAACCCAGAGUGGCUGCACAUGUUUUCCACACCUGAGGUUCAGCGUCUCGUCUCGGGAGACAAUGCUGAGAUAGAUCUGGAUGACCUCAAAAAACACACGGUGUAUUAUGGAGGAUUUCACAGCAGCCAUCGUGUCAUCAUCUGGCUGUGGGACAUUCUGUCCAGUGACUUUACCGCAGAAGAGAGAGCUAUGUUCCUUAAAUUUGUUACCAGCUGCUCGAGGCCACCUCUUUUAGGUUUUGCCUACCUCAAACCACCUUUCUCCAUCCGAUGUGUGGAAGUUUCAGAUGAUCAGGACACUGGAGACACACUUGGCAGUGUCCUCAGGGGCUUCUUCACAAUCCGCAAGAAGGAGCCCGGUGGUCGACUCCCCACUUCAUCAACGUGCUUCAACCUGCUCAAGCUGCCCAACUACAGCAAGAAGAGCAUCUUACGGGACAAGCUGCGCUACGCCAUCAGUAUGAACACAGGAUUUGAGCUAUCAUAACUCUGUUGCAUCAGGACAAUCUUCACGGCAGGAGGACUGUCUGCAGCAGUCGGAGCCUCGCAAAAUGCUCGUCUUACAGUGACUAGAGCCUGUCGGUCAAAGGGGGCUUCACCGGAACAAAAAGGGGAACCAUGAAGGAUCUUAAACCCCUCUAAACUGGAUGAGCUCCACUCCCUGACACCAAAGGGGAUGCUGUUUUUGCAGCACAAUCCAAUUUUUAACAUCUCCCUUUGCCACUCCCAAAACUCAAUAUGUUGUGUGUAACUCGAUGAAAUACAGACACACAGUGGCUAGAUCUCUGUUUCUCAGGCUUAACAGAAUCGCUCUCGGAUCUAUCACUCCCACUUUAAGCGAACUGGAAAGCAAUACAGAUGCAAUGCAAGCCAUUAGACACGUGGUCAACUCACUCAAGUGAAACCAAGCGAUGCUUUGAUAAUAUACUUACAAGCUUGGACUCCAUUAUCCAGGCAAAUUUCAGCUGAUAUUGGAUGAGUCUUAAAAUGUUUUGCUGAACAUAAUGCAUCUUUUAUAAAUGGAAGACAAAUCAAUGUCUUGUGUUCAACCCCCAUGAAGGAGGAGUGAGUCAUAACACUGAUUCUGUGUUGAUUACAUUACGUCCCAUUUAGGAGGAAAAAUCAACCUGACCUCACUCCAUUUGUCCCCAUUAAAGACACUGCAGCCACCUGAGAGAGACACGGGCCCACCAGUUUUAUGUUCUCAGUACAUUAAAAACAAAUCUUAACAUCUGACGCAUUCGGGUGAGCAGCAGAAUCUCUAGACACGAACAAAAAAAAAAAAUCUGAUCCUGCUGGUUUAAAAAAAAAAAAGAGAUGUCCUUGCUGUAGUGUUUAACUAAACCGGACGUGUUUUGUCAGUAUUUAUAUCUGCCAAGUAUAGCAGACACGACUCUCCAUUCAUCUGUGUGUCACCUCCACUCCAAAAAAUGAAGAGUAAAGUGAAUCAUCAAUGUUAGUCUUUGUAUGUAAUAAUAGUAAAACUAAUGAUUUCUCACUACACCUUUGAAUAACGCUGAGUGCCUCAUAUAAUGCCCCAUCCUCCUCCUCGCUCUUUCAUGUCUGACUCUAUUUCAACUCUAACCAAUAAUCACAUAUUGGAAACAAGCCAUAUAAAUGGGGUUUACUUACCUGGACUUAUUCUGCUCCUACUAACAUAAAUAGUCUGGAAAUUCAACCAACACUACAAAUACAACAAACCAAGGAGGGUUCGACUACGAUGCUCUCUGAUCUCUGUGGACUUUUGAAGCCAUGCGGAAAAAUGAAUCUGAGGUUUAGAAAAAAAAAAACCUCACAACAUGAUGUCAUGGACUGGUUCAUCAACCAAAUGUGACUGUCUUCUUGAUGUGAUUGAAAUGUUGCACACCUGUCUGCAGUUUGGAAAAGGGGACAUGCGGGAAAAUGUUACCUUAAAGGCCUAAACACUUCUUUACACAGGGUUCAGUUCCAUAUUGAAAAUACAAAGAGACUUUACAUUCAUUCAGUAGAAAGAGGAUUGCAGCUUUUAAAGAACGGGUUAAAAGAAUUAGCCAAUCUUUACCACAUUCUUUAUGCAAAAAAACAAACACUUUUCAGUCGUCAAAGGUCAAAUGUAUCUUUAUUGUCCCCACAGAUGAUGAAUGAGUAUUGAUACAUUUAUUAAGUAACUCAAUCCCUUGACCAUACAGUUCCUUAUCGUAAUGUUUAUUGAAAAUAAUAUAAUAGCCACUAACUUGUGUAAAAACAACAGAAAAUUAAUUAAAAGGCAACCAGCACACAUACAUGUAUAAAUAACUUUGGUUGUCUUGAAUUUACCUUCAGUAUACUAAUGAGAUUAAACACAUUUUUAAUCUGAUAAAUCAAGUCAGGAGGAUCUUGCUUUGGCUGGAUUUGCACGACACACGACAGUAAAGUGUGUUUUAGUGCGAGAGGGAUGAAAGAUACCUCACAAGCUUGUAUGUUUUGUCUGAUGAGGGCACUCAUCUGUUUAAAAAUGAUGUCAUGAGUAGGCUUUAGAGGCUUUAAAUGUACCAGUGGACUGCUAAUGAUGCUGAUUUUGGAUUUCCACUCUUUUAGUACAAUAAAUCAUUUAAAAAUG
Messenger RNA from Labrus bergylta (ballan wrasse), 5862 nucleotides. RefSeq names its product ubiquitin protein ligase E3B (gene ube3b). Gene Ontology annotation, molecular function: ubiquitin protein ligase activity; protein binding. The record is from RefSeq and is a predicted model, not a curated record. Lineage: Eukaryota; Metazoa; Chordata; Actinopteri; Labriformes; Labridae. Gene Ontology annotation, biological process: protein polyubiquitination; ubiquitin-dependent protein catabolic process.